AUAUCAGUAGUAAAAUUUUUAUAUAUAAUAUCUAUAUUGGAAAAUUAUGGAAAUAAGAAUUCCAAAUUUUUAGCGUUUAUCAAAGGUGAAAAUUAAUCUAUUAUAUAUUUAAAAUAACUUUUUAUCGCAUAUUUUUCCUGAAUAAAGUUACAAGAUUGAAUUAAAAUUAGAAUUAAAAUCGAGGUAAAAAUGAGAGAGGAUUAAUUAAAUUACAAGUGUAUGAAAUAAUAUUGUAGUAUUAUUAUUACUUUUUUUUAAAGUUGCUGUAAUAUCUCAUCUGAUUUCCUAAAACUUUCUACUACAACGAAACUGAUAGUUUAAUCAAUUUUAAUAUCAAUUAUUGACCAAGAACGUGUGAAUUUACAGCACAGCAUAAAGUUAUAAAUCGUAACUAUACAUUUGAUAAAAUAAGAAGUGAGAUAUUGAUCAGCACAUAAAAUCAGGCUGCUUUGAAAUAGUAUUUCAAGUAAAAAAUAAAAAUACUUUCGAAAUAAGAAUUUCAAAUAUAUUCUCAGAACUAUUUCAAUAGUUCUUAUGCUUGAAAUAUACUCGGCUCCAGAAAAUAUUGAUUCAAGAGAAAUUGACCAUUCAUCGUUGACAUCUGAUACAGAUGAAAAUCCAGAGAAAAAAGAAUCUUUCGACCCAUGACAUCGUCCGUAUCCUCCUUUACCUUACCGUGAACCUUCAGAUAGCUGCUUCCAUUCGAGUCCUCGUAAUGGACCUUAUAUCGCAGAUCUUCCUACGUACACCUAGUUCAAUAUAUCCAACGCACGAGAUUGAAGCGCAGGGAUAUCGACAUAAAGGGUGGAAAAGAGAUAGGAACAGGGAGGGGCCCGUAUAUCACGCGAAGAUGGAAGUUCGCGAUAAAAUUGACCAUUUGUUUCUGAAAGGGAGGUGAAAAAAAAAAGGAAGGGAUCCUGGCGUGAAAAUUCCAUCGAUCCGUCGAACGACAUCUCGAUGAACGACCCCUGCGAAAUUCUCUGUAAUGGACAAAGAAAAAUUCCAAUUGCUUUUUUCUUUCAAUGGCCCUUUAUUUUGGAUUCUUCACACGUCACCAUUUCGCUUUGCUUUUAGGAAUUGUAUUGAACACGAACGCGAUAGGGGGUUGAAAUGCAAAACUCCAUUAUGAAAAUAUUCCUUUUUACGGUGACAUGAUUUAUUAGGUGACGUUAUUUGAAAUAGAUAUUAUUUCUACAAAAAAGAUUAUAUUAAAUUUGUUAAAUUUCUGUAGCUUCUUGAUGGGUAUCACGAAAUUACAUGAGGAAAUAAAAGUUCGUUUCCAUCGAGUACCUACGGGUAGGAAAGUUAACUUGGAUCCUUGGAUAUCCACCAUUUGUCUCUGUUCUUGGCACACACACACACACACACACACACACAGUGAGAAGAGCCAUUACUCGAAACCGUUGGUAAUUUUCGCUAACGAAAAUACGUCUGGCUGUUGCACGGUAAUAAAAAGCAAAUUGAUCUUCGCCAGGGAGUCGAUGUUAUCCGGAUAGGAAUACAAAGCUAUUUAAAUACAGUGCACCGGUUUCAAGAGGUUCGAUAUCGAAAAGAAACUAUUCUCCUUCGAGGAUCCGUUUGAACCGUGAAUAAAGUUGUCGUGGAUGGUUUCAUGGGAGUUCUAUCUUCCCGAGCUUAGCUGAUUUGUAUGGGGGAUGAUAGACGUGAAACCGUCUAUCCUUGACUCUCUGACCUUCUCUGAAUCUGGAAGAUAAAUGGCCGAUGGAGAGACAGGAAGAUAAAGUAGAGGUUUGUUUCACUAAUGGAGUUCAUUGUAUUAGAUGGUGUAUACAGGGUUUAUCAGGAUAGGUAUUUUGUUAUUGUAUCGAGUGCUUUUCCCAUGAUUUCAUGACAUAAAAGUAACGUAAACUAGCACUUCUGGUAUAUCAAAUUAAAGGUUCAAAUUUAACGAAAGUGACUGUACAAAGCUUUCGUUGAUAUUCUUAACACAGAGUGAUUAGUCCUGGAUCGCAACGAACAUUAUUGCACUGUGUCGAAUAUCUAAAUUUGAAGUAUAAACAGUCUGACAUGAUUUCAUGACGUAACGGUAUCACCUAUUAAUUGCAAGAAACUGAAAAGGGAACAAACGGAACAGAAACAGUCGUUUGCUCGUUGUAAAUGAAGAGAUACGCUAUAAAUAAUUCGCUUUACAGAACAGUGAGUCGUGUAUCCUCGAUGGGCAGCUUUCACCGGUUCGCCCUGUUAUUCCUGGCAAUAAAUACCUUUCUGCCUGGACAGAAGUUGAAUUUCGAUCACAGAGCACUCGAUAGCAGCCGGAUGGUACGAAAGAAAGUGGAAAAAACUGAAAAUACGAGUAUUCGCUCCGACUUUCCUCUGAAUCCGUUCCAUGCUCUUGAACGUCAUCAUCGUAAAAUUUCUUUCACGAUCGUGGUAAAUCAUCUUCGAUCCGAUUCCAUUCCGUGAAUUUUUUGAAAGAAAAGAAAAGAUAGAAAUCUUAGAAUUCACGAAUUAGACUGCUUCGUCAAACUUAGAAAUUAAUUUAAAAAUAAAAGACAGUGAUGCACGAAUUAUCAUGCAAUUUGCAUACUCGAAUAAAUAUUCUUGGCGUAUUCAAAGGAGCUGAUGAUCGUCGAAUGCAAAUAUAAAACAGACGCUAAUUCAACAACUUAGCUGAUCCGUCAGCUAAUCAAAGCGAGCCACCGAGCUUGAUCUUAGCUAAUCUUUACAGAAGGGACCAGCUUUGAUCCGCUCGUGAAUUACGUUUACUCAAGCUGCAAUCCGAACGCAGACUCGUAUCCUUUUCGAAGAAUUCAGCUGGGAAAGUUUAUGACUGUCAUACCGUAUUAUAAAUUCAACACGGCGACACUAGUUUCACGAUGCAAGCUUCGAUUCCUUCGUGAAAUUCACCAGGAACCGUACACUUUCCUACUAACGCGGUUUCCGCUAUGAUCACUUUCGAUUAAACUCACUUAGAAACUUUCCGCAGCUUGAUUUAAUCUUUCUCGAGAUUUUCAAAGCUUUUUACUGCGCCAAGAAAUUUCUUCAGAUAUUAAUUCUUGUUCCGCUAACAGGGUUGGAGUCGUCGAAAGAAAUGAAUUAGAAAUGGUAACAAUUAAUUGUAAUAUUAUACGAAUUCACCAAUCAGGGUAUUUUUACGCAAUUUUUCUUCCUAAAGAAAAUUUUAUUCGAAUAAUCCUCGGGUUCAGCUACAUUCAAAUUAGAAUUUUAUUCCUAAAUUUUUCCAAAAUCAUGGCUCUUUUAUCUUUUAUUUAAAGGGUCGAUUAAAAUGUAACACCCGAGAGACUCGUUUGAGGGAAGCAAAGUCCGAAGGGAGAGGUGGUUUUAUAGAAAACAAGGUCGUCCAUCGUGUGUAUCCGUGCGGUGCCAGGUCGAGUUAGCAGUACAGUACCAUUUGAUUUAACCAUGGAAUGUGGAGAUGGUACACCAGUGUCUAAGACUACAGAAGGUGGUAUCAAGUGGUUAGUAUUACCAUGGCAACCUUUAGUCACUUCAGACAGAGGUGUCUUAGCAGCAGUUGAAGAAGCCUUAAAUAACAGUUUAGAUACGAAUCUUAUAUUACAUACCUGUCAAUUUAUUACAAAUGUAAUGAUGCAAGAUUUUCCAGCAGAAGUGUUCCUUCAGAGACCAGCAAUAAUACUUAUAUUGCACAGUCUCUUAGAAUCUAGUACAGAUGCUUCAAAUGUUAAUCUCAGAAUUGUUACACCAAUGGUGUUAAAGACCCUGCAUAAACUAACAAGAUCUUUGAGAUUGAGAAUUUACUAUUACUGUGAACCAUGUAUUGCAAAUAAAAAACAAAAGUUGCUAGCAGGGAAAUUAGGCAAUAGUGCUUACCCUUCUUCAGAAACUAGAGACAGUCCUGAUGGAGGAUUUCCAGAAGCAAAUUACCAAGCAUAUCAAUCUACGGGUACAAGUGAAAGAAGUCAAAGUGUGUCAGAAAACAUUGAUGAUUCGAUUUUACAAUUGCAACAAAUGUUUAUACCAACAUUUUGUAUUGAAUCUUUAAAACAUGUUAUUUCACAACUAAGUAUUCCUAUUAACACGACACUUCCGCUAAGAAAUAUUAAAUACGUGAUCGAUCUGACAUAUGAGCUGGUACAAUUACUUAUUAUCAGUGUCAUGCCAAACAUUUGGCUUUGUAAUGAUGACAUGGCUUUAAAAAUAACUGAAGAUAUGAAAGCAUUAUUUGGCAUCUUGGGAGAUGUGAUAGAAUAUUUUGGAAACUAUAGCACCAUUGAUCAUUUUAGAAUAACAUAUCUACAUCUCGUAACCGUUGCAAUGAAGCUGUUAAGUAACAUUGUCCCUUUGGAAAUAGCAGAUGCUAUAUUUCCUAAAUCUCUUAAGACAUCUAUGUGUGUAGCUAUAAUGGAUGCUCCUAUUUAUUUAUUAUAUCCAAGAUUACAUUCUAUAUUACAAGAAUAUUGCCGCCAAUUCCAAGGCAUCGAUGAAGUUGCAUAUAUUAAACUCUUCGACGAUACGAGAGUGGUAGCGAAAUCAAUGCAAGCAGCUAUAUCCAUAAUAAAGAAUAUGUCUAGUUUAUCUCAUUCGGAAGUGUUGCAAACGUUAUACGCUUCGAAAUUAAGUUUAUCUUAUCACAAAAAUUUUAGUAUUAUAAAAAAGACUAUCAGAUUUUUACAAAAUAUAUAUAGGUAUUCUCUAAAUAACGAAGACCGUGCGUUAGCUACAAAAUUAAUAUUGAGCUUAUUGGCGAACGCAGAUUCAGACAUACAGUAUGCAACGUAUUUUGAGUGCCAUACUUUAGUUAAAAGUAUUCUCGGAGUAGAGUACAAUAGAGAGAGAUUGUCUUGUGAAAGCUUAACAUUUUUGUUUGAAUCAUCUGUUUUAACUGAAAUAAUCUCUCAUGGUGUAACAAAUGAAGACCAGAGGAUACAGGAAAUGGCAGAAGAAAUAUUAGUUUAUAUACUGAAAGGAAGAGUGCAAAUGGGAGAAGAUGGAUGGCUAAAGUCAUUAGAAGCUCUCGCACCAGUACUACCCCUUUUACAGUGUCAUACUAAUUCAACUACAACUUUAGGUCAAUGCAUAACAAAAAUUUUUGAUCCCGAUGUUUCUUCUAGCAUACAGUUACCCUAUAUUGAGGUCUUAAAAGGUAAUUUAAGAUUUCUAUUUUCACCGGAUAACGAUAUUAGAGAGGAAGCAGUUUGUCGGCUGAUUUGGCUUCUUGGAAAAGAGAAAGAUUCGAUUCAGAAAUUACCAAGAUUAUCUUCUUUACACGGUUUACCUCUUAGUUCGCUUUGUAUAUCUGAACGACAAAGUGUUCUUAAAAAAUCUGAAGGCAAUUAUCAGAGAAGUAACUUAUUAUCUGUACUUGAAAUGUUAAAUGAACCAAAUGUCGAUCCGAAGAUACGAAAAUCGGCAUUAGUUCAAAUCAGUGUUAUGCUAUCAGAUUCUUCUUUGCAUAAAUUGUUUAUCACUGAAAAUGGAUUAUCUUUAAUAUUAAACGUGUUUGAUAGUGCUUUGAUCGAAAAGGAUUAUAUCAAUUACCCGGAUUCUGUAAUUCCCAUAAUUACUAUAUUGAAACUAUUAGCCUCUACUGAAUCCUCUAUACGGCAAGAUCUAUCUACUCGUAUAAAUGUUUUCUCAAAUAUAAUAAGAAGUUUAUUUUUAUUUCCUAACAACGAAUCUGUUAAGACUGAUGGUUCGCAACUUCUUUGUUUAUUGCUUUAUAAUGAAUAUAUCAUGCGACUAAGUGAAAAAUAUGCAGAGAACUAUAAUCACUUAAAUAUUUCUUUGCCGUACCUUAUUGUAUCCAAAAUGAAAUUACCAUUUCUUUGUAAAUUUCAUUGGAAAAUAAGUAUGCACAGGCGCUCGGAUAUAUCUGUUCUUCAUGGUUCCAAUCCACUAGCAUUGACAUUUAUUAAAGAGUAUUGGCUAUGGGAAUGGAAUGAUGGUUUAAAUGUACUUUGGAAAAAUUGGGAUGACCUUAUUGAUUCUGAUAUAUCGGAAAAAUUGAAAAUUCAAGAAAGUGAAUUCUUAAUUUUACGUUUUAGUUAUCCUUUUUAUUACUGUCAGCAACAAUUAUACAACAUACAAAAUUCAACUACCCAUGAAUCAGUUCUAUGUGCGCUUGAUUAUCUUACAAUGUAUUUAAAAUUAUACAAAAUGCAUCAAUAUGAAAAUCUGAAGGAUAUAAGCUUGUUACCUUGGGAACAAACGUUUGAGCGAUUUUUAAUUUCACAGCCGGCAAGUAAAGAAGACUGUGAUUUAUUUGUUGAAGUUUUAAAUUUUCUACAAAUCUACGUCAACAUCACCAAGAACGGAAAGUGUAAGUGGACUAACAAAAUAAUGAGGAAUAUAACUAAAACAUUAGCAGAAUUAUUUAAAAAUUCGGAAUUAGAUAAUCAAGACAUACAUCAGUCUAUAUUAAAAUUAGCUCGAACCUGUUCAGCGGUUGAAAAAGGUGAACAGUCUGAUGAUGAGAAUGAAAAUGUUCGGCUUCAUUUUAUUGAACUUAUUGUCUCUACUUUAUGUUUCGGAGACCAACAGCAUUUUUACAAUUUAGCUUACCUCGAUUGGUUGUUAACAUGCUUAACAUAUUUAAUUGGAAAAUGCCACUGGGCUAAUUAUAAAACUUUAUUAAUAACAUUAGGUAACACAUUAAUAGAACUGAUUAUAUCUUUUCAUGGUGCUGGAACUGUUAGUUUCAUGGGUUUAUCUAUAACUAGAAAUUCUAUAAUAUGCCUUAACCAUUUAUUAUAUCAGAUGCAAAUGAAUUUUAAUAAGAAUGCUUUUGUUGUAUUUUGGUACGAAGAAGGUCGUACCUUAAGUUGGUUGCCCAUGUUAUGGCAAAAUCGAGAUCCUUUAGUUCGUGCAUCCGCUUUACAAUUGUUAGCUGGUUUAAUAAAUAAUUUACAUACAGCUGCUCAGCUUUUGAACACUAUUGCGCUGGCGCCAAGCGAAUUAUGUCAAACAUUACUUCAAUAUAUUGCUAGUAGGGAAGAAUCAUGUAUAGUUAGAGAACAAGCUUGUUUUGCAUUCAGCAAUUUAGUGAAAAAUUGCAAUUCCGUAACUUUUCAAUAUGUGAACUCUUUGCAAGCAAAUGCUAUUUUAAUUUAUAUGGAACAAAGUAACACUUACUAUGAGAUCACCGUGUUGUGUUCUAAUAUUUUUAUGUUUACUACUUUGGACUAUGACCAUACGGAUAGUCGGGAACAGGAAAAUGGAAAAGCCCCAUCUAUUCAUAGUUUACAGUCUGGUAGUACAUCUUUAGUACCGCGUACAAUUUCAUACCUGUAUAAUUGCCAGGAUGAAUUACAACCCUUUUCAGCAAGGGCAUCAGAAAUCACAGACCUUGAUAACUGUCUGCAAGUGGUAGCAACACCAUCACUGAUAACAGCUAUUUGUAGAUUGUUAAAUAAUUUGAUUUUUGUAGGAAAACAAGAAGUAGUUCAUCAAAUUUAUGAACAUUCUAUAGAUAAAUAUUUAUUUGGAUGUAUCAAUGAAAUUCCUAAAAAUGUCGAGAGUAAAAAGAACGUGACUCAUUAUUGCGACAUUUUGGAAAUGUAUAUUAGUGUUUUCACGGUUUUAACAAAUUGUAUCAUACAUAGUAACGAAUAUACUGUUGUUGUUAAUUUUUCUCCUGAGUCGUUGUACACCGUGUUCUCCUUUUUGAAUACGGAUCUAUAUCUUUCUGAUACAGCACAAUUGGUCUCUUUACGAGACCGACUAUGGACUGAGAUUUUCAAUUUUAUAGCUAUAUUAUCGCUAACAGAAAUUCAGCACUUUGAAUCGAUACAAACAGCUUUAGAAUUAUGCACUCCGGAAGUUGUACUUUCAUCUAUUUGUCUGGCAAUGAGAGGUUCCAAUGCAGAACUUCGCAUAAGCGCUAUUGGAUGUCUUGCGUUUCUUCUGUCGCUAGAAAUUCAGAAAGAUUCUUUAGGGAAAAGUAAUAUUUCAUUGCAAACGGUCAUAGAUACUACUUUCACAUCUUCAUCGAAUGACUAUAGAAAUAGUUUAAGAGAAAUUAUAUCAGAUAUUAAUAAACUGUCGUUGAGAAGUGCAAGUGUGCAUUCAAGAAAACCAAAUGAGAACAAUAAUAUUUUGAUAAGUUAUGAUAAAGUAGUAGAGGGUGAAAUCGAGAGAAAUGAAAUCGCAAUAGGAGAAGAAUUCUGCGGUAUCUUAUUGCAUUUAUUUAUUGCGCAUAACUACAACAGAUCCAAGAAAAACCGGAAAUUAAAUGAAGACAAAGAUUUAAUUACAAGUGCACUUACUAAUUUACUGUGUAUAUCAAACACGGCUAAGGGAAUCGCUUUGGAGGAAAAUUUACCUGAAACAGCUUUAAUGAUAUUAAAAGAAUUCUAUGUUAGAUUAAAUAUGCAUCCUUUUGAACUGUUUAAGAAUCAAAUGGACCGCGACAAAAAGAUUCAUCCGCUGUUACAUGAUGUAAAUGGUAUCUUCACGUUGUUAAUGAAUUUUAUGUACGGUAGCGUUGAAGUUAAAGAAGUUUUAUCGAAAGCUGGAUUAGCGGAUGUGAUGCAUAAAUUGUGGGCUUGGAUUGCGUUAAGCAAAAUUGUCUCUACCACUGCUUUAAAGUUGCUUGCAACUUAUACUACGAAAUGUUCUAUAGCGGCACAGUCGUUAACAUUAACAACCACCCUACCAGGAACGGGACUCAGAAGAACUCCAAAUACUCUCGCUUUAAUACAUGUCAUUAUACAAUUAGUCUGUAAGGAGAUAGAUAAAGCUGGACAAAUGUUUGACAAUCACAAGUUACAUUUUGCGUUUCACAUUUUGCGAAAUGCUGUGCAUGUUCACGAAUGUAGAGUUUCAAUUUCGAAGAGCAAUCUCCUCCAAUUUUUUACAAAAAUACAUCCGGUCACUACAAAGAGAACAAAACCAUGGCCAUUAGUUGAAUUAUACUGUUUAGAAUUUUUAAUUGAUUUCACAUAUUAUCAAGAGGGUCAAUUAUGCGUACCUAAGACUGUUGACGGUCUGGAUGUUUUAUUACAACUAGCAAAAUGUUCAUCACCGUCCAGCAGAAUUCUUGCAAUUUCUAUAUUGCGUAACUUGGCAUUCAAUAUGGCCAAUCGACCACGAUUACUUAGUUCAGUGGACUUCAUCAACGUUGUACAUGAUAUAUUUAAGAAUGGAUCUAUGAGCGAAAUUAAGAUUGCAGGUUCUAUGUUGUGGUCUUUAAUAGCGAAUAAUCAGAAAGGAAAGUUAAUUGCAAGAAGCGCUGGUUUUUCACAGAGUAUUCAAGAAGCUUUAGGCAGGCUCACGUUAUUAACUGUGGAUGACAGAAAAGAGGAACAAGAAUUAGUUAAAAUGUUGCAAUAUGUAUUAAGAAUUCUCAGUCCAGUAGAUAUGAAAAAUGAUUAAGUAAAUCAGACGAAUCAAGUAAAAUAAUAUAAUUGUACAUACAAAUAGAUUUUAGUAGUUUAAUACAUCAACAUUAAGAUUUGUAAUAUUUUUUUUUAUACUAAAUGAAAUAUUAUACGAAAUGUAAAUGAGAUAAUGGUCUCACAAAUAUACAUAUAUAUUUUUAUAAAUAUCGAAUAAGAUAUUUUUAAAAAUAUUUUAUAAUAAAAGUCGUUUAAUAUAUUGUAAUUAAAAAUAGUAUUUAUUACGUUUAGUUUUGAUUGAAUGCUGACUGAGUUCAAUUAAAUGUAAUUUUGUACUAUAAAUUUUUAGCAAUAUCUUAGAUUUCUUAGGAUUGUGUAAAAUUACCAUCACAGAAAUCGAUUAUGAAUACAAGAAUAAUAUAAAAAUGUCUUAAUAGCUAAAUGAAUAAUCAAUUAUGCGUUGCUAGGAAUUUGUCAAGCAAUUACAUCAAUCUUCUUAAAAUACAAGCUAUACACUGAAAUUUAAUAAAACAUCAGUAAUGAAGGAAAAAAUACCUCAUUGCGAAUAAGUUUUCCUGUUACAGAAGAACAACAG
This is a messenger RNA of Osmia bicornis bicornis, 9873 nucleotides long. RefSeq names its product rotatin (gene ana3). The record is from RefSeq and is a predicted model, not a curated record. NCBI's taxonomy places the organism in Eukaryota, Metazoa, Arthropoda, Insecta, Hymenoptera, Megachilidae. The transcript has 29 exons. Bases 3385 to 9315 code for a protein of 1976 amino acids. Gene Ontology annotation, cellular component: centriole; centrosome; ciliary basal body. Gene Ontology annotation, biological process: centriole replication; centriole-centriole cohesion; ciliary basal body organization.